Phaedon cochleariae (mustard beetle) is the source of this 2664-nucleotide messenger RNA. NCBI's taxonomy places the organism in Eukaryota, Metazoa, Arthropoda, Insecta, Coleoptera, Chrysomelidae. The record is from the annotation of a GenBank genome assembly.
AUGUCUUCUCGGUUCUUCCGAGCGCACGGCGAGUUCUGUGCUUCGCACCCGUGGGAGGUGAUAGUGGCCACGUUGACCUUGACGGCGUGCAUGCUGACAGUCGAUCAGCAGCACCCCGCGCCUCCGCCGAAACCCACGCUCAGGUUCUGCGCGGGCUGCUUGAAUGAGGCUGAAAAUAAUGCAGCGGAUGUCAUCGUGAUGACUACUAUAAGAUGUCUGGCGGUCUUAUACUGUUACUACCAGUUUUGCAAGUUACAGAAGCUGGGAUCAAAGUAUAUAUUGGGAAUAGCAGGCCUCUUCACAGUAUUCUCAAGUUUCAUCUUCACCUCGACUGUGUUGAAUAUCUUGCGAAUCAAUAUGGCUGACCUAAAGGAUGCUCUAUUCUUCUUCCUUCUUCUGAUAGAUUUAUCAAAAGCAGCGAUGUUGGCCCAAUUUGCUCUGAACGCCUCAUGUCAGACCGAAGUUAAGAAUAAUAUAGCUAAAGGAAUGUCAGUUUUGGGACCUACCAUCACCUUGGAUACUAUCGUGGAAACUCUAGUAAUCGGUGUAGGAACCUUAUCAGGAGUUCAUCGUCUUGAGAUGUUGUCAUGUUUCGCUUGUCUGUCCGUUCUAGUGAAUUACAUUGUUUUCAUGACCUUUUAUCCAGCAUGUUUAUCAUUGAUAUUAGAGUUGUCCCGUACAACGAAUAUAUAUGGUAAGAAGCAGAGCAUCAUAUCGAAGGCGUUCAAAGAAGAGGAUCACAAAUCCAAUCCAGUAGUCCAAAGAGUGAAGCUGAUUAUGUCAGCUGGCCUAAUGUUGGUUCAUGCGCAUAGUCGCUGGCCGUUCAAACAAGAAGACAGUGAUGACGUUGGCUCUCUCGUAGUUGAACAACAUAUGACACAUAAUCGUACCGAGGAAACAGCCUUGCAUGGAUAUAUCAUGAAAUGGGUGGCCCUCAGUGCUGACCAUAUAGUGAUUCUGAUAUUGCUGUUGGCUCUGGUCAUCAAGUUCAUUUUCUUCGAGAACAAAGAAGAAUUCGCUAAGAUAAUAAAAGCUUCCAUGUCAGAGAAUUUGGACAAAGGCAAUGAUUUCAACAAACUGAAUCGGGAAAUGCAUCAACGGCCCAAGCCUGAGCCUGAGAUGCCAAUUUUCAAACACUCUGACACGUUCUUUUUUGGAAAAAGUGAUGAUGAAAAAUCCGACAAAUCGAGUGACGUAGAACUCGAAGACAAGGCCGUGCAAACCACGCGGUCCGAUUUCGUUAAAGAAGGCUCUCCAUCCUCCGACCUCGACGACAGCAGGCCCUGCCGCUCGCUGGAUGAGUGCCUCUCCAUCUACAACAACUCCGACCUAGGGGCCGGUUUCUUGACAGACGACGAGGUGAUCCUGCUGGUGAGGCACCGGCGCAUCGCCGCCUACCAGAUCGAGAAGGCCGUGGAGAACCCGGAGCGCGGGGUGGGGAUCAGAAGGAAGAUCCUGGGCGGGCUGGGGAACUUCAAGAAGGCGCUGAGCGAUUUGCCGUACAGGAACUAUGACUACGCCAAGGUGAUGGGCGCUUGCUGCGAGAACGUCAUCGGCUACAUGCCCGUGCCGGUGGGCUAUGCGGGCCCCCUGCUGCUGGACGGGCGCGAGCUGUACGUCCCGAUGGCCACCACCGAAGGGUGCCUUGUGGCCAGCACGAACCGCGGAUGCCGCGCGCUCAAGACCGUCGGCGUGGCCAGCAGCAUUGUGGCCGACGGGAUGACGCGUGGUCCGGUCGUCCGGUUCCCGUCGCUAGUCGAGGCCAGUGCUGCUCUAAAGUGGAUGGAGACACCUGAAAACUUCGCCAAAAUGAAAGCUGAAUUCGACUCAACUAGUAGGUUUGCAAGGCUCAGUAAAUUGUUGAUUAGGAUAGCUGGAAGAUAUUUAUUCAUAAGAUUCGUGGCAAAGACUGGUGAUGCUAUGGGCAUGAACAUGCUUUCCAAAGGAACUGAAAUAGCAUUGAAACACGUACAGAACGUGUUCCCGGAUAUGGAGAUUUUGAGUCUCAGCGGGAACUUCUGCACGGACAAAAAACCAGCUGCAGUUAAUUGGAUUGAAGGUAGAGGCAAGUCCGUGGUGUGCGAAGCGAUCGUCCCCUCCCAAAUAGUGACCUCCGUCUUGAAAACCACAGUGCAGGCCCUCGUGGACGUCAACUACUCGAAGAACAUGAUCGGCUCGGCGGUGGCCGGUAGUAUCGGCGGUUUCAACGCGCACGCCGGCAACAUCGUGACCGCCAUCUUCAUCGCCACCGGGCAGGACCCCGCACAGAACAUCGGGAGCAGCCACUGCAUGACCCUCAUGGAGCCCUGGGGCAAGGCCGGCGAGGACCUGUACAUAUCCUGCACGAUGCCCUCGAUAGAGAUAGGUACAGUGGGCGGCGGCACGGUGCUUCCCGCGCAGGCGUCCUGCCUGGAGAUGCUGGGCGUGAGAGGGGCGAACAUCGAGUGUCCUGGCGAGAACGCGAACCAGCUGGCCAGGAUAGUGUGCGGCCUGGUGCUGGCCGGGGAGCUGUCUCUGAUGGCCGCGCUGGCUGCUGGCCACCUAGUCAGGAGCCAUCUGAGGCACAACAGAUCCACCACGGUGCUGCCGGAGGGUGUUAGUUUCGAAUCUCUUGUUGCGAAGAAGGACAGUUGCCUCAGUCCGCCUUGCAAGGACAAUUUUUGA